CUUACAGAAUAUCUAAGGGCAGGGGGUUGUAGUGUUUCUUUUAUUGAGGUCUCGAAGGAAUAUGGAAAAGCAAAGUUCAAGAUAGAGUAUGAGUUUGACAAAGUGAAACGCUGUAACUCCAGGGCACUGAUGCCUAGUAAGCUCAUGUCACUAGUUGAAGUGAUUGAUGAACUAAUAAACAUGGACUGUAUUAGUAAGUCAUCCUUGGGGCGGGAGCAUGCAAGGGGGGUUCGCAAAACCCGGAGUAUGGUUAGGGGUGAGUCGGGAGGGGUGGUAGUGGUGCAGGACACGGAUGAAGAGGAUGAGGAUGAUGAGGGGGAGACCGGGUUAGAGGGAGCAAAGAAAGAGGUUGAACAUUCAAUUGCGCUGGUACCGGUGAUGGAGACCCUGGGAAAGAUCUUAAAUAAGAUAGAGGCGCAGGAGAAGAAUAUGCAGACGAUGAACAGGACCCUAGGAGACCUGGGUAAUAAAGUGGGGAAACUGCAAGAGAUGGGUGAACGACAGGAGGCAGACCUGGCCGCCAUCAAGGCCGACUUAAAGGCCCGGCCAGGUCACUGGUGCUCGUUCUGUAAGUCGUCAACCCACGCACUUGAGGAUUGCCGCACUAAGAAAAAGAAGGCAGCCCUAGGGGCAGCCCAGUGUGCUGAGUGCGGGGGGGACAACCAUGCCUCAACACUCCACUUCGUAACUGACCAGAAAAUUAGAGAUAACAUUAAAAUAAAAUUUGGAGCUAAUUUUGUCUUCAAUAACUAACUAACUGUUAGCAUAUGCUUUAUGGGUUUUAAUGCUUCCUGUUUUUCAGAUAUUAUUGGUUUGAGAUAAACUGACGGUGUGGGGCCUGGGAUAAGCAUGGGGAGAAAACGGGCGGGAGCCCGCGCCAAAUGGUUACGCUUAAGAGCUAAGCCAGUCUCUAAGCAAACAACAUCAGGUUUUAGCUUAAAAUUAGCAUACUGGAACUGUAAUGGGAUUAAUUCUCUUAGUAAACAACAGGAGAUUGUGGAAGCUAUGGCCUCAAUGGAGUUGGAUUUAGUGUUUAUAGAUGAAACUCACUUAAGAAAGGGCACAAAUGUGGACAUGUCGGUGUUUGCACCAUGGUCGCCAACUUUCAUAGAACGUGAUUUCAGAAUGAAGUCCGGAGGUGGAAAAUUAAUCCUAAAAUCUGAUAGAGUAAACUGCAGUGAGUGGUCCGCAACGGGGACCGAUAAUGAAUGGAUUAAUAGCGAAAGAUCCUGGUUGCUGGUCCACUCUGGGGGUUGCAAGCUAGCCAUUUGCUCGGUGUACAUGGCUGCUGAGGUUUCAGCUAAUAAUGACUUCCUGGCAUGGAAUGAUUGUCUUUACAGUUCAAUUCAGGGUGAAUUGAAGGGUUUUCAGCAGACAGGAUAUAAAUGCAUAAUCAUUGGGGAUAUGAACGCUCAUGUAGGGGAUAUGCAAGAGGGAAUAGUUGGUAACAGGCCCGGAGUGAACCUAAAUGGCAGAAAGUUGCUUAACUUUGUCAAUAAUAACGGGUUAGUUAUGCUCAACAAGGAUAAAAGUAUUUGCUCUGGAACAUUUACAAGAAUUACCCCGGUAUCUAGUUCUAUUCUAGACUAUGUCUUAGUAACCCCAGAUUUGACUAAGGAAGUGGUCGGAAUGGCCGUUGAUGAGGAUCUGGCUCUCUUCACUGGUAGUGAUCAUGUGGCGAUAACUGUAGACUUGCUUUUGGACUGCCAGCAGGAACCUAGUCCUGAUAGGGCCAAUGCCGGGCUAUUCCUGCGUCCAGAUAGAGACUUGUCAAAAGCUAAGGCAAUCAUGGACGUCUAUCUUAGCGAUUGUAGCUGGGAAGAUUUAACGCUAGAUGACAAAUGUGUUAAACUACAAGAGAUCUUGGUAGCGGCGAACACGGAGGCCUAUGGGGGGGAUAAGCCAAAAAAAGUCCGGAAAGUAAUGCGCAUUAAAAAACUGAGAGCUAGAAAGCAAACUGCUGAAAGGAAAAGGAAUAGAUUAUCUUUGAUCAGGGCAAAAAAGAAACUCAUAAAUGAGGAUCUGUCUGCUCAAGAACAUGAUCAAUUAGUGGCCGCAGCUAUAGAAUGUAACGACCUUAGUGAGGAGAUUAAGAAGAAAGAGUUAGAGAUUAAACUUGAUAAGAGGAGGUCGGUUAGGUCUAGAAAGUCUAAUAUUGAUAAGCAGUUUUGGAAUCUUGCAAGAAGAGUUGAGAAGAAGAAAGGGCUGCUUUCAGCUAUCAAUGAUUGCGACGGGAAAUUAGUUACUGAGUUUCUGCAAUUAAAAGACACUGUGGUGACGGAGAUGGCCAAGGUUUCUUUGGGUCAAACCUCAAAAAUCUUUAUCUCUCGAGGUCAACAAUUGUUGAAGGAAAUUUCAGUAAAGAACGAGUGCGCAUUCGAGAAAUGGUGUCCAAAGGAACGGGAUGAGUUUGAAUAUCAGGAUGAGGUCUGCCAGCCUGUUGGUGUGGCAGAUGUCAUGGAGGUAAUCAAAUCCCUUAAGUUAGACAGAGCUCCUGGUAUAGAUAAUGUCACGCCCUCAAUGUUAAAAAGUGCGAGCACAUCUUUUAUAGGGAAAUUGACUGAUGUAGUGAAUGAGUCCCUGGAGGAGGGUAAGGUUCCAGCCUCCCUUCUAGUGGGUAAAAUGACCCUUAUUGACAAAAAAGAACCGUCACUAGAGGUGGCUAAGAAACGCCCCAUUACAGUUUCAAGUGUGAUGCUCAGUAUGGUUACCAAAAUAGUCCAGAAACGAAUGGAUUCCAUCUGUGAAAGGGAAGGCUUCUAUGGACCGGUGCAGUAUGGGUUCAGAAGCAGAAAGUCAACAGUCGACUGUGUGUUUAUGAUACUGGCCGCAUUACGUAAGGCAAAAAGGAAGCACCAGUCAAUUUCUUUGGCUUUCUGUGAUAUUGCGAAAGCUUAUGACUCAGUUUGCCGGGAACUACUCUACACAAAGCUUCGGAGUAUUGGUUUUGGAGGGAGGGUAGUGUCCCUUAUUCGGUCGAUGUAUUUCAAUGACUGUGUGCGGAUUAACUUAGCACAUGGAUUGACGGAACCGUUGUUUUUCACCCAAGGGGUUAAGCAAGGGUGCAGCCUAUCCCCUUUACUGUUCGCUCUUUAUAUUGCGUCCCUAGGGCUAGCUCUGGACAGUUCUAAGCUUGGGGUCAGGCUAGGAAAAGCUAUGAUAACAGCUAUCCUUUUCGCGGACGACCUGCUCUUGCUAUCUAGAACCCCUAAGAGAGGAAUGAAUAAGCUUCUUAGAAUUGUUUCAAGAUUCUGCACGGACAUGCACAUGAAGCUUGCCACCUCUAAGACCUACAUCCUUACCAAUGCCCCAAAUGAGACUUCUUGGAAGGUCGAUAACGUCACUAUUGAAGAGAUUUUAGUGGCCAAGUAUUUAGGGGUGACUAUCCAGGUACGCGGCAGGUCUAUGAUUGGGGUGUAUGAGAAGGACAUGAUCAGGAAGGCCACUAAUUAUGCUUACGCCAUAAUGAACAUAUCAAGGGGAGCCCUUGAUAGGGCCAUGGUUGCCAAGAGACUCUGGGAGUCGUGCGCCAUCCCUUCAAUCCUGUAUUGUGUGGAGGCUGCGAUUCUUAAGAAAGCUACUAUUGUAGAGCUAGAAAGACUACAAUGCAUGGUAGGUAGGUUUAUCCUUCAGAUACCUCACUCAUCCUCUAAGGUACUCACCUGGAUGGAUGCAGGCCUCAUGCCUAUGGCACACAGAAUUCAGACCAGACAAGCUCUGUUCAUCUGGAGUAUUCUGAAAUCCAAGUUCAAUACGCUUCUAUUGGAGGUGUUACGGGAACUGCUGGAUCACCCUACAGACCCUUGGGUGAAAUCCUGGAUGGAGAUUCAGAGGGAGGUUGGGUCCAUUGCAAUGUUCUCAAGCAGAAAGGAGUUGCAGAAAGCAAUGUCAGAUAGAGCUGUGAGAUUUGUGGUAUCAACCAAAAGAGGUCAUUCCUCUGCUGUUGCAGCCUCCCAGCCGUGGAAGUGGUUCCGACUUCAGGGUUUUGUGAACGAUUCCAGGGCGAGUAGGACUCUGUGCAGGGUUCGGGCUGGUAACGCAGAGCUAGGUAACAGAUACAAGGAUAGAUACGGCUGUACCCAUGUUUUGUGCCCAUGGUGUCUCUCAAAAGGUGUCCGUGCCAGGCUAGUAGAGUCUCACGUGGUCCUUAUCUGCCCAUGUGUAGCGGCACAGCGUAGGGAUUUUGGGAUUGCAGAUUUUCACUCAAGCUAUGCCGGUCAUGGUAAGAAACCUCUAUGGCAGAUUCUCAGGGCUUAUCUUGGGGGGGAUGGGUCAGACCAAGUAGUCUUACUUGAAAGAGGGAGGAAAAUGGCAGUGUUAUUGGAGUCAUGGCUGGUUAAAAGUCAUGAAGGUGAUCUGUAGGCCGAUAGCUUUCAAGGAGAAGAAAAUAUGUGAAGCGUAUUCAAUGCUAAAAGGACAAGGAGUUAUACAAGAAGAUCCUGUUCAUGUCAAACAUGCUGUAUUUG
Eurytemora carolleeae is the source of this 4466-nucleotide messenger RNA. It is a transcript of the gene Gga, whose product is annotated as ADP-ribosylation factor-binding protein GGA1. Gene Ontology annotation, molecular function: ubiquitin binding; phosphatidylinositol binding; small GTPase binding. Gene Ontology annotation, cellular component: trans-Golgi network. The transcript has 2 exons. Gene Ontology annotation, biological process: vesicle-mediated transport; intracellular protein transport. Lineage: Eukaryota; Metazoa; Arthropoda; Copepoda; Calanoida; Temoridae. Bases 850 to 4362 code for a protein of 1170 amino acids. The record is from RefSeq and is a predicted model, not a curated record.